Spinacia oleracea (spinach) is the source of this 1104-nucleotide messenger RNA. RefSeq lists its product as uncharacterized. NCBI's taxonomy places the organism in Eukaryota, Viridiplantae, Streptophyta, Magnoliopsida, Caryophyllales, Amaranthaceae. The record is from RefSeq and is a predicted model, not a curated record. The transcript has 4 exons. The coding region runs from base 1 to 1098 and encodes 365 amino acids.
AUGUCUAGGGUUGGCCCGGUCGAUCUGGGGAAUCCGGAUCAUGUUGCUCUUCUGGAGUGGUUCCGAGCGAAAACGACUAGGGAGCCUUUGCAUUGGCUUCCUAACUUCCAUUAUAUCACUCAGGAGGCUCUCCUCGCUGCUGCCGGUCUCAGUCGGAUCUAUGAUAGGGCGUACGGCGAGGCUGCUAUUGACCCUCAGAAAUUGGGGUACUCCUUGGAAGGUGAGGUUCUUGAGAGUUGCCCUCCCUACGAUUUCAAGGCAUCUAACCCUCGGCAGCCGAGGCUAGAUAGCUACAAGUUCUCGGAUCACGCCUUGGCCCAUCUUGAAGACGUCCGAGCCGACCCUUGGUCUUCCGACCGCCCUGGAGAAGCCGUUCCGAGACAGACUGUUCUGCCUGAGCUAGUAACUACUUCUGAUCCGGGUCCCGAGGUGACAGUUACUGCUCCAGUUGUUUCGUCUGCCUCAUCUCCUCCUUCUUUUACCCUUCCCGAGGAGUCGCGGAGGUUAAAGAAGCGAAAAUCUUCGGAGGAAGAAACUUCUCAGGAAGGGAAGUCUGCUUUGAGGGAGGGGUCCCCAAAGAAGAAGAAGAAGAAGAAGUCUUCCAAGGUAACUCCCUGCCCCGAGGUUCUUGAGUUUUUGAGCCAACGGCCUUUUUUGACUAGGGAAAAGGUUCAACAGGUUGUUGCCUCGGACCCAAGCCUCGCUGAAGCAGGAGAGCGGUACCUUGCUCGGCAAGAGAAGGAGAUGGUUCUCCCCGAGAAUCUGCGUCGCUUCAUUCCCCUCCCUGGCCAAUGGUUGAAGAGCGUCGUUGUGCUGGUGACUAAUGAUCCUGUGGAUCAGCCUUUGGCCAAGGAGACUGAUGUUCCUUCGCCGCUGAAGCCCUUGACUCCAACGGAAGUGUUCGUUGAGGAAAUUACCCACGAGUUGGAGCAAGGCGAGGUGGACAUCCCUAUGGUUCCCACUGAGGGUACUGCUUCUGGGGAAGCUGCUGCUGCUGAGAUGGGAGAGGAUCCUCAGACUCCACCUAGGGUAGUGGUGGAGAUUUCUGAUUCUGAGGCUGCUGAGAACCCAACUUCUGUCGCCGAAGGUGCCGAGUAGCCUUCG